Messenger RNA from Opisthorchis viverrini, 402 nucleotides. RefSeq lists its product as hypothetical. The coding region runs from base 1 to 402 and encodes 133 amino acids. The record is from RefSeq and is a predicted model, not a curated record. The transcript is spliced from 3 exons. Lineage: Eukaryota; Metazoa; Platyhelminthes; Trematoda; Opisthorchiida; Opisthorchiidae.
AUGCUGGGAAGUGUCAUACCACACUAUCAACUUUUCCGACCGACCGACAGUCGCAUGUGCAGCGAUGCUGUUCUGGAAGAGAGCCGUCAAGCGGGAAGGGAUCCCAAGAAGUCAGCGCCGCCUCAUGUUUCAGUUGGCACGAUAUUCGAGAUAUUGCAGUAUAUUUUCAUAAAGGAAACUACUCACAAGUUUGCUGAAAACUCCUCGACAGCUCAUGGCCAGCUUCGCCCUUCUUGGGGCUCAUCAGGUGGGCGCAGUCCCCGAGUUUCCAUCAACCUCAUGUUCUACUUGAACUCAACUUCAACUCUUUUUGAAUCACACACUGCUCUCACCAGUUCUGAUGAGAGAGCCACUGUUGCUCUGGGCGUCUUACCCCAUGUGUUGGCGCGAAACACAGCAUGA